AUGCGGUUCCAUCUCAAAAACCGGGCCUGUGUCAUACCUCCUGUAGGGGCAGCGUAUUUAUAUUUAUAGUUAAUUCGAAAUCUAAAAAGGAGUGGAUGCUAUGGUUUGUUUUCUUCUGAACGGAAAUGGGACUAUUUUAAGAGAACGAUAUUGAAUCCUUAUGCAGUGAACAUUUGUUAUUAUUAUUAUUAUUAUUAUUAUUAUUAUUAUUAUUAUUCACAUGGGACCGGUGUUGUGUUAUAGCCUGCAUCCCCUGCGUAUUGAUGUACUAUAUGCAAUCAAGUGGUUUUUGAUUAGUAAAAAACAUUGUACCGUAAUAAUGCAAAUAUAGACUAACCCUCACCCUUAACAUUAGAAAUUUAGUUUACCUCGGAAUUCCAACAAAACAAACCGUGACGAAAGUGCGGAAGACGAAUCGCCAGACCACCUGAUUGCACAUAGUAUAAGCAGCGGAUGCAGAAUUUUGUGGGAUACAGAAUAUUACACAACACCGGCACCAAGGCACACACCUUUUAAACUUCAAACAUCAAGAAAUUCUGUAAGAAAAAAGAAGAACUAUCGAAAAUAAUGUCGGGGCCUAGCCAGGGAAAAUACUGUGGAAAUGUGAGUCCUCGGCCUUCUAUUAAAAGUUAUAAAACUGCAAAUCGAAGAGCUUCCGAAUUUGACUCGAAAAUUGACAUUGAGCUAAAAUUAGCUAAUCACAGUGGCGCCUUUUCCGGGGCUGAGUGUAUCUCUGAUACGUUUCCGACAGAAACAGUCAAGAGUUAUUCUUUCCGGUGUGAAGAAUCGAAUCUUUCACCGAAUGUGAAUGAAGAAGCGAAAGUGGAAUCAGGAAACUUGAACGAGUGGGAAGCUAAUUCAGAAAUGGCUGGAAAAAGAUCCAAAGGUAAGCCUUUCAUUGGUGCCAGCCAAGGAAAGAGGAAAGACCCCAUAAAGAAAGAUGUGGGUGAAGCUAAGGCAUCAAGAUAUUCUGAUGACGUUAAUGGAAACAGUGAUUCUGAUGGUGCAGGGGGGGAUGCUGGUUCCACAGCAGUUCACCAAGAUAAUGAAUCACAUGAACUGAAAAAUAAAAUUCAGCAUUCCCAAACCAGCAAUGAGAAAGAAAGAGAGCGAGGUUCCAUUCAAUCGCUGAAGCCGUCACAAAUGCGGCAUAGAAAAAACAACACAGAAGAUAAUAGGGUUCCACAAAAUAUCCCAACCAGUAAAGAGACGGUGGGAAAAGGAAUCUACAGGCUACUGAAUAUCCUUUUAGUUCUAGUUCUGGUGGCUCUGCUUGUAGGGGGUAUAUUUCUGCAUGUUUACAAGCUCAAGCCCCCGGCCACAGAUGAAAAUCCAACCCUCCAGGCCUUUCAAAUGAAGCUCAAGCAAUUGAAGUCCCGCUUUUCCAGCCAGAGAGAAGAAUUGUGGAAGAGAAGCAAGAUCCUCCUUGAGAAGCACCUCUUAUCAGCUCAACCCUCAGAGCCAGCCAGCAUGAUACUGACCUCCGGGCAGAGUGCUCAGAAGACUCUGCACUGUCUCGCAAGCCAGCUUGCCGAGGCUUAUUCCUCGGCUUUGAACGCCAGCGUUGUCCAGAUGGACGGGUCUGGCCUGUCCUCUGUGGACAGUGACCAGGUCAAGCUGCUGUUGGAUGAAAAGUUGAAAAGCAGCUUUGAAGGUAAUAAGCGAACGGCAGUGAUCCACCGAUUGGAAGAGCUUCCCCCAGGUGCAACCCUCAUCUUUUACAAAUACUGCGACCAUGAGAAUGCAGCCUAUAAGGCAGUGGCACUCAUCUUCACUGUCCUGCUCGACGAGGAGGAGCUGACCCCCGGGCUGAAUCUGGGCGCAGUGGAGGAGAAGGUGCGGGAUUACAUUCAGAAGAAGUUUAUCAAUUCAGAGCAGCCUGAUGCGUUCAACAGGAUGGAUGCCGACAAGCUAGGGGGCCUUUGGAGUCGCAUCUCCCACUUAAUUCUGCCUGUUACUGCCGAGAUGGGCAUUGAAAACCAAGGCUGUGAUUCUGCUGACAGUAAAUAAGUACUUGUGUUCAUCGAUUGCUCUUUCCAAGUUUUGGUACCAGGAUUGUAUAUGUCCAUGGACAUUUUAAGCUGUCUAUUGAAAUCAAUAGUCCCCCUAUUGUAACUCCACUAUUUGUCAAUACUUUCUGGAAAGGGUAUAAUGACUACAUAACCAUGAUAUAGAGCAUUCUUUUUUUGUACAUGGCACAUUUACCAGCAGUGUAUGUCAAAAGGCAAACCAAAUUAAUAAAAAAGGGGAGGGUUUCUUCCUGGUUAUUUAGGAGUUUCUGUACACAUUUAAUGACCCUUGCGUUGGACUUAAGGGGCCAGAUUUCCUAAGCUUUGGCUAAAAUUCCCUAUUUAUAUUGAAAUGAAGCAAAACCAAAAUUUCAAUCUGCACCAAACUAGUUUCUUAGUAGUUUUCUUUUUCACAAUAUUGUUUCCUUUCAGAAAUAAAUGGUGCCAAGAAAGUACCACAGCAAAAAGCCAAGGCCCUAUAUUUGGAUUCCAACAGUUGUUCUAGAUUAGGUCUCUAUGUAAAUUUCAACAGCAGGGAUUCAGUCUUCUAAUGAAUGUAAAUAAUAUAUGAAGGAUAGCAGUACAUGUUUAUUUUGAGCUGAUUCAUUUUUAAUCCCGCAUGCCUUAAGGGUAUCUUUCUCACGCAUUUGUGUUCGUUUUUUGUUUUAUUUUAAUGUCAUUUUUAACUUUGGUCAUUCUUUUUUGUUUCUGUGUUAAAUUCAUUGAUAUGCAAGAUGUCUUGCUUUUAUUUUAAAGCACUGGGUAACUAGCAUAACCCUUGAGAUUCUGUGCUAUAGUCCAUUAACUAUAACCAGACGCCUUGCACUAGGAAGGAGGGGGAGGGGGAGGGGUCCUGCAUGAAGGCAAGUCAUUUUUGUUUUAACCUUAUGUGCACUUAACGAAUCAGAUGCAAUUUUUAUCUUGUAUAAAGAAGUACUAUUUUUGUGCCUUAAUAAAUAUUUCAAUUGGUAAA
Molecule: messenger RNA, 2982 nt
Organism: Acipenser ruthenus (sterlet)
Lineage: Eukaryota; Metazoa; Chordata; Actinopteri; Acipenseriformes; Acipenseridae
Product: torsin-1A-interacting protein 2-like
Exons: 5
Coding region: 568-2010 (480 amino acids)
Biological process (GO): membrane organization
Cellular component (GO): membrane
Molecular function (GO): ATPase activator activity
Source: RefSeq, a predicted model, not a curated record